Molecule: messenger RNA, 809 nt
Organism: Lolium perenne
Lineage: Eukaryota; Viridiplantae; Streptophyta; Magnoliopsida; Poales; Poaceae
Product: auxin-responsive protein SAUR36
Biological process (GO): response to auxin
Source: RefSeq, a predicted model, not a curated record
AACCUGGCCAAACUAAUCACACUCGUUUCGCCGACCUCCCCGCGCCUCCUCCUUCCGUUUCGCUCGCGUCCAGGCUGCUGCAGCCAUUAGUAACUGACUCCUCCUCGUCCAGGGAAGCAGGAGAGAGGGAGUGAGCGACAACAGGCGAUUUCUUGCAAGUUCCGAGAUGCUAAAGGCACGGAGGUCCCGCGGAGGGUUCCGGCUGGGCCGGAAGCUGCUGAGCGCCUGGCGGUGGGCGCUCUGCGGCCGGCGCCGGCGCCGGGGAGGCUACCUCCGCCUUGACACGUCGCGCGCCACCCGCGACGAGGAACGGGGCGGCAAGAAGGAGCUGGCACCGGUGCUGCGGUGGGGGCAGUCCCUGGCGCGGCUCCUCAGCCUCGGGCGCCGGAAGGACGGCGGGCGGCGGCUGCUCGACGGCGGGGCCGAGGCGAAGACGCCCAAGGGGCAGGUGGCGGUGUACGUGGGCGGCGGCGGGCCCGGGGAGCCGCUGAGGUACGUGGUCCCGGUGGUGUACUUCAACCACCCCAUGUUCGGGGAGCUGCUGCGCGAGGCGGAGGAGGCCUUCGGCUUCCACCACCCCGGCGGCAUCACCAUCCCCUGCGCCGUCGCCAGGUUCGAGCAAGCCGCCGCCGUCGCCGCCGCGGGCAAGAAGGGGUUCGCCAGGUGGUAGCAUCGAGCCCGCCCGUAGUAGGAGACCGGCCUGGCCCCGAUCUGGUCGCCUCCGCUCGCCGUGUGUGGUUGCGGAGGCGAGUGGUGACAUGGUGUACAUAUGUGUUUCCAUCAGAAAGGGGCUGAUUUUUGUUCCGCUA